ACGUGGACCGUCACCACAGCUAUGGCGGAUGCUGUAGGGGAAGUGCUUCAAGGCAGCUGGGAUGAGGAUCUGGCUGAUGCUCUUGACUCAGCAGGCUAUGAUCUGGAUGCUGACCAGGAUGGUGUCAUCCAGGUCCAAAACCUGCCCCCACCACAGCGGGCCAAGUUAUGGAUGAUUGCUUUGAACGUGUCUGGUAAAGGAGACAGUCUGUCCUCAUGGGAUGGGGCUCUGGACCUACCAGAACAGACGCUUAUUCACAGUCGCAGUCAGCAGAUCAUUGAUCAGCUGGGGGUACCAGUGGAGGAAGGGAGGGACCUGGUAUCAGACGUGGAGUCAGUUAUCACCUUCUAUUGCAAGUCCAGAAAUGUCACCUUCUCUCCAGAUCUUAGCUGGCCACACCUUCUCAAACCACUCCUGGGCUUACAGCUGCCCCGCAGAGACCUUUACAACUGCUUCUAUGCAGUCAUGAAUAAAUACAUCCCACGAGACUGUGUGGUGAAAGGACGGCCAUUUCACCUGUUCAGACUCCUGCUACAGUACCACGAGCCUGAACUCUGCUCAUUCCUGGACACAAAAAAGAUCACUCCUGAUUCCUAUGCCAUUAUCUGGCUGGGCAGUCUCUUUUCUAGUCACUGUCUACCUGAGGUCACACAAGCCUUGUGGGACAUUUACCUCCAACAGGCCGACCCUUUUCUAAUCUUCUUCCUCAUGCUCAUCAUCCUUGUCAAUGCCAAAGACAGCAUUCUCACACAAGAAGGAGACAGUAGAGAGGAGAUAAUCAAAAUGCUGGAGCAGUCGCCGUCAUUACUAGAGGCAGAGGACAUAGAAGACUUGUUCUCUUUGGCACAGUAUUACAAUAGCAAAACUCCUCUUUCUCUCAGAAAGGAGAACCAUAAUCUGUUUGGCAGUAGUCUGGUGGCUUUGAAGGAAGAAGACAUGGACCUGAGUGAGGCGCUCUGUCUGCCUGUAUCUGUCCCUGAGAUCCUUCAAGCCAACCAGCUACAACCUGAAGGUGUGAGGUUUUUUGUUGUCGACUGUCGUCCUGCAGAGCAGUACAAUGCUGGUCACCUCUCCACUGCCUUUCAUUUGGACUCUGACCUGAUGCUCCAUAACCCUUCUGAGUUUGCCCUGUCAGUGAAGUCUCUUCUGGAGGCACAGAAGCAGUCUCUUGAGUCAGGCUCUGUGGCCAGCGGAGAGCAUCUGUGCUUCAUGGGCAGUGGACGUGAAGAGGAGGAUAUGUACAUGAACAUGGUGCUCGCCCACUUUUUACAGAAAAGCAAAGAGUAUGUGAGCAUAGCAAAAGGUGGCUUCAUGGCAUUGCAGCAGCACCUGGCAGAUAUUAAUGUUGAGGGGCCGGAUAAUGUUUAUGUUCACUGGAUCGUGAGCACCUCAGGAUCCCACAGCAGCCUCAGCUCAGUGGAUGUGAGUUGUGGGGACUUGAAUAGCACAGACGGCAAAGGAGUUAAAUCACUUGUCAACAAAAUGACCUUUGCACUUAAGUCAAAGUCAGUUAAUGUAAAAGAAAAGGUGAUCAGCUUCAUUGAGAACACUUCCACGCCUGUGGAAAGAAUAUCUAUCAAUCUGCCCUGGCCAGACAAGGGGAUACUGGAUCGGCAUGUGAGCAGCAGUGAUCGGGUUGGGAAGCCGUACAGGGGUGUGAAGCCUGUCUUCAGCAUUGGUGAUGAGGAAGAGUAUGACACGGAUGAGAUUGACAGGUCAUCAAUGUCAGAUGAUGACAGGAAAGAGAUUGUCAAUAUUCAGACUUGGAUAAACAAACCAGAUGUAAAGCACCAUAUUCCAUGCAAUGAGGUUAAGGAGACCGGACACAUGUUCCCAAGCCAUCUCCUGAUCACUGCAACACACAUGUACUGUUUAAGAGAGCUCGCCGCCCGUAAAGGUUUUGCUUGCAUCCAGUCCAGGCAGGCCCUCAACUCUGUGGUGAAGAUCACCUCCAAGAAGAAGCAUCCAGAGCUCAUCACUUUUAAGUUUGGCAACAACAAUGCCACAGGAGUGGAGAUACUGGCUGUGGAGAGGUAUUUAAUUCCGAAUGCGGGUGAUGCCACUAAAGCCAUCAAACAGCAAAUAAUGAAAGUUUUGGAUGCUAUGGAGAGCUCUUAGUGACGGAGACAUCAGAGAGGCUUCGCUCUGGUCAUCCAGGGGACGACCACUGCUCCAGCCAGAUGUCAGCCUGAAGGGGAAGGAGGGAGUAGAACAUUUACACACUCUGUUUCUUUGACAUCGUCCCUUCCAUCUCCUCCCUGGGCAACACUGACAUUGAGAACUUGAGUGCUGUCAAGACUCUUUGGGCGCGUUGCUAUCAUGAUUGACAGGAAUUCUAAAAAUUUAGGCAAGGAGAUGUGAAUACGAGCCUGCAUUUGAAAUGUUUAAUUUGUUUAUUUUGCUUUUGUUAUCAUUUCUGUUUUGAGAACCUGAGUUAAUUAGGCAAGUUAGAUUUAUUAUCUCUCCUUUAUCUGUCUCGAGCCUUAAUGAAAAGCUACUGCAUUUUAUAUGAAAGACUCAAACAGGUCCUCUGGAUGAGAAAACAUUUUUGGAAUACUUUAAUAUAUGAGGUUAUUAAUUAAUUUGCCAUUUGAAGAUUUAAGUAUCAUAUAUUGCUGUGAACUCAUGUAACAGAGAAGAGUUUCAUGCAUAUUUAUCAGAGCAGUGUCUUUACAGCACAAAUAAUUGGAGUCAGAUCACUGGCAUUGAUGAUGUAUGUGCUUAAUUUUCAUAUUGGGAAAGAACACUACUCUCCACGAUGUUGCUUGCACAAAAGAGGCUGCACCAGUGUGAUGCACAAAUACUUACACACAACUCAUUAAAAUGACCUUUGGAAACCAGAAAUAAUGAUAACCUUUUAAGUCACCUGUUAUAUUCUGAUUCCAAGAAAUUUUGUGAUUGCAGCCUUGAUGAUUAAAGGGAACAGGUCAAGAGAAAGUCAUUGUACACUUACAGUAAAACUAGACUUCUCUGUAAAUCAUGGCCAAGUUUACCAGAGAAUGUAUUGAGAAAAAGUUUUCAGAUGCCAAUAAUUGAUUGCAUUAUGUGGACCAGCUCCUGAAGAAAUAGACUGGAUUCAUAAGCCAGUUGUCAUCGAAAUCAAAUAAAUGCAUAAAUAAAUAAACCAUUUACCAGUAUCAAUCAUAACGGUACAUCUUAACACAGAUCAAAGGAAUGUAAGGAAAAUUAAGGUUGACAUGAAGACUAGGGGAGAGCUAUUUAUAUAUUUUUGGUCCCUCUGUGUGAGGAAAAAGUCCUGCCACUUUGUCACACUAUGCUAGUUCUGAAAAAUUUAUUUGAAAGCUUAAAUAAAAGUCCCUUGUAUUAAUUGUUUGUUAAAACCAUGGAUUACUAUUGAUAAAAGUUUUAAUAAAUCCAAAUGAGGUCCA
Messenger RNA from Myxocyprinus asiaticus (Chinese sucker), 3389 nucleotides. RefSeq names its product TBC1 domain family member 23. The transcript has 19 exons. Gene Ontology annotation, cellular component: trans-Golgi network. Gene Ontology annotation, biological process: embryonic brain development; retrograde transport, endosome to Golgi. Lineage: Eukaryota; Metazoa; Chordata; Actinopteri; Cypriniformes; Catostomidae. The record is from RefSeq and is a predicted model, not a curated record. The coding region runs from base 22 to 2118 and encodes 698 amino acids.